AUGGAACGGUCCACACUUCCGUCAGGGACCGUUGAAACUCGCACAUGCUGGUUCUAUGAGCCAGCGGAGAAACUGCGUGCUGCUUUACAAAGCCAUCUCCAGCCCUCGCUUGAACAUGUCUCGUCCCCUGGGAGUGGUAAGCAGUCAUUGCCCCCUAGUACCAAUGAGCGAUUAACAAGACCUGUGAAUACACAAUGCUCUAGAGGAUUUGACCCUUGCACAUCGGUCCGUACAAAUGACCAUACGGGUGGAUCUGAGGGUUUAGUUCUUGACACAGAUUGCCCCAUCAUAACGCGGACCUCCUGGAAUGAUCGGAUCGUACGGAACGAUGAUCAGGACGUUCACCUGGUCUCAUCACCCAAGACCGAUUCCUCGACGAUCUUGCGAGGAUAUUAUUUCGCUCAUACAUGUCGCAUCCUCUCCGGAUUUGACUCGCCAACGAAUCCGCUGCGCGAAUGGGUUUCGACGCUCUCCACGCAGAAUGCCGUGGUCCAUUUCUGCGUGCUGUCCAUCUCCGCCGCCCACCUCUCGCAACAGCAAAAGUAUCCCGAACUGAGCAUGCUGGCUUUGAGCCAUCACACGGACGUGCUCUCAAGCCUUGCGGCCGCAGUUGCGAAUCUAGAUGCGCGGUCUUUGUCCCUUGAGCCCGAGUCGGUUGUGAGGUCCCCUCAAUCAUCGGCGGCGGCAUUGCUUCUCGGGAUCAUCAUGUUCGGCAUGACCUCGUCGUGGCAUGAUCCUUCCUCCCUCGGUUCGCAGCACCUCCAAGCGGCCCGGGCGAUUUUCCAGGGGCUAUAUUCCGAACGAGUCGGCGCUCGAUCUUCAUUCCUCCCGGCUUUGACGUCUUUCGUCGUGGACCAACGAGACCUAUGUCCGGCCGCCUACCUCCUGCCGCUCUGUACCCCGAAUGAACCGUGGGGCUUGAUAAACCCCUGGAGCGGGCUCUCGACCAGACUGUUCAUUCACCUAUCUGAGGUGGGUGCUAUUGCUCGACAGCUCCAUCAUCUACGGUGGAAGAUUUCAUCGUCAUCGUCAUCUCCUACCAGGGCGGCCUCGAAGACAGCACUUUCCCUUCCCGACGCAAGACAACCACUGCUGUCGCAGGCAAGACAUCUCGAAACCUUGUUCACUGAGUAUCGUCUCCCCGCCUCGGAAUCGGUCCCUGAGACGGGCGAUCCGUCUGCCCCGGUCCCACAUUUCCGGAUUCUCGCGCGUGUGUACCAGCUCGCGGCCCUGCUGGAGCUCUACCGGAUGUUCCCCGAGUUACUCGUACGGCGUCAAAGACCAUCGCUGUCGGGGCGGGAAAGGGUCCCUGAACUAGACGACAUCGAUUCCGAAUCGCACAGCAGCCAGUUGAACUCCCUAGCAAUCACGAUUCUUGCCCUGAUCGCGUCGAUCCCCGAGACCUCCGGCACGCGCGCGACGCAGAUGCUAGCGCUCGUGAUUGCGGGCAGUACCCUCCGGCGUCCGAGAACCGGCGACGAUGGAGGAACCGUUUCGGCAGGCGGUCACCGUGUGUUUGCAUUUGCGCCGACACCGGCAGCGGAGAUCGAGCAUUGGCGGUCGUUUGUAGCGUCUCGACUCCAAAACCUGGUCUGCUAUGUCGGGUUACACGCUGUGCAGCAGGCGGGCUUGAUUGUCAGGGAGUCGUGGAUAAGAGCGGACCAGGCGGUACCUGUGUGCGGGAGGGGGCUUCCGAUCGUACAUUGGAUUGAUGUUAUGGCUGAGCGAGGGCUUGAAACUAUUCUAGGUUAA
Aspergillus bombycis is the source of this 1752-nucleotide messenger RNA. RefSeq lists its product as uncharacterized. NCBI's taxonomy places the organism in Eukaryota, Fungi, Ascomycota, Eurotiomycetes, Eurotiales, Aspergillaceae. The transcript has 3 exons. Bases 1 to 1752 code for a protein of 583 amino acids. Gene Ontology annotation, molecular function: transcription cis-regulatory region binding; DNA-binding transcription factor activity. Gene Ontology annotation, cellular component: nucleus. The record is from RefSeq and is a predicted model, not a curated record. Gene Ontology annotation, biological process: positive regulation of transcription by RNA polymerase II.